Molecule: messenger RNA, 2202 nt
Organism: Papaver somniferum (opium poppy)
Lineage: Eukaryota; Viridiplantae; Streptophyta; Magnoliopsida; Ranunculales; Papaveraceae
Product: FBD-associated F-box protein At4g10400-like
Exons: 2
Coding region: 336-1733 (465 amino acids)
Molecular function (GO): protein binding
Source: RefSeq, a predicted model, not a curated record
AAGUUGGCCAAAAGAACUAAUUUUGUUGGCGAAAAAAUACUACGACACGAAAACUUAUCUCGCAGCCCAAGUUUAAGCUUACACCUUAAAACCUGCUUAGUGACUCGAAAAUCAAGAUUUGUGUCGGAAGACUACAUUAUAACCCAAAAUCAGCUCAACUCCCCAAAAUCCAAACCUGCCCAAGCCGAACACCAACCACCGCCUCAAGUUCAAUUCCAAGUCAAUUGCGAUCAAUCCACCCUGAGCAGAGUAAAAUCAGAGUAUGCACGACGACGAAAGAGGGGUUUAGGGUUUACUUCUGCAACCUAGCUGAUAAAUUGAGCAGAUCCUUAAAAAUGGUGAUUUUGAGAAGCGAUACCAAAAGAGAGAUGGGAAUGGAUAGGAUCAGUGAGUUACCUGAAUCGCUCAUUCAUUACAUUUUCUCAUUUCUUCCUAUCAAAUCUGUUGUUUCUACGAGCAUUUUAUCUACAAAAUGGAGGUAUAUAUGGACAUCCAUUUCCAUUAUUGAUCUUCGAGAAUGGCGGUCUGUGAAUGCUUCUUUGGGUAAUUGUCGAGACGAGGUUAGUAGAUUUAUGAGAUUUGUGGAUAGGGUGUUAUCUAAUCGCCAGGAUGUUCGUUCACCGUCUAUAAAGAAAUUCGUUCUCUCUUUCGAUACUUAUUUUGAUACAUCUCGGGUUAAUGGAUGGAUUUCUACCGUGUUACGACAUAAAGUUGAAGAGCUUGCUCUUGUAGAUCGGAAAGGUAUAAUGUUUCCUCCAAGCCUUUUUACUUGUGAGUCGCUAACUGUAUUGGAGAUAGAUAAGGGUUUCCUAGAACUUCCAGAAUCAGUGAAUUUUCCAAAUCUCAAGAUCCUUGGAUUGAGUAUCAUGUUGACGAAUGACCACUUGAUUCAAAAGUUGCUUUCGAACUCACCCGUUCUUGAAGAGUUGAGUUUGGAAAUGCGUAAUUGGAAUAUACAACAUCUAAGUAUUUUCUCUCCUAAGUUGAAGCGGCUGUUCAUGAAUGGUUUAUUGUAUCGGAAAUUCGAUAUCCAGAUAAGUGCACCAAGUUUGCAGUCAUUCAAAUACUCUGAAGUUCUUGCAAAAGAUUUCGUGUUGCAGAAUUUCUUAACAUUGCUGGAUGCAGAAGUUGUCCUUUCAUGUGUAGCAGAUAGGGGGGAAAGGGACGAACUUGGUUGUCUUGCAGCUAAGAUUUUUGCUAGCCUUUCUAAUGUAAAGCGUCUGAAAAUAUCUGAAUAUACCUUAAAGCUUCUUUCCUACCAAGAUGAUUUCCAGACGAAAUUGCCUUUGUAUUAUAAUUUGAAUCAUUUGGAAGUAUCGAGGGCAAGUUUUCACUUCAGACGUGAUGGGUACUUUGAAGAUAAUGUACAAUGUUGGAUUGUUAAAGUACUGUUUGACUUUCUCCAGGUCUCACCUAAUCUUGAGUCGCUGAUCUUUGAUGAGGGCUUUUCCAAUUGUAAGUCUAACAACUAUGAUGGUUGGUUGAUGGAUUUGAUUCCUCAGUGCUUGUUGCUGCACCUCAAGUCAAUCGAAUUUCGUGGGUUUUUUGGGAAGCAAAUUGAGAAGGAUUUGGUAAGAUUGUUCCUGAAGAAUGCGAAAGUUUUACAAAGGGCAAGAAUUACAAUUUCAGGUAAGUCAUCUUUAUCAAAGAAUUCAAAUUUCAAGAAAGAAGUUGUAGAUGAAAUAGCAUUGUUUCCUAGAGGCUCAGCUGAAUGCAUUCUCCAUAUCUCGUAGAACAUCUAUGGAAUUAGUUUUUUGAAGCUCUUAGUGUUAUGGAGUCAGAAACUCAAAUAUCUCUUACUUACGUUACUGAAUUGGAUUCCCUAAGUUCAGAUGGGUUCUUUUGAAGAGCAAUGGAAGCCAAAAAAUAGCUCUGAAAGAAAAACCAGUCUCUGCAUUUUGUUUCUACAGUGAUCGCAAAUGCUUUAUUGACGUUGUUAUGUAUGCACUUCUAUGUAUAAUAGUUAUUUUUGCUUACUUUUAGUAUCUUUUAGGACUGUAAACAUUUUUUGGGGCUUAUCAGCGUUGCAGUAUGUCUUUUUGUUCCUGAAGUUGAAAACUACGGCGUCCUUUGAAUUGCCUAGGAUUGCCAGACAGUAUGCUUGAGUUUAUUUGGAUUUCCAGGGACUGCAUGGCAGAAUCAGCUCGAGUGUAUGUAAAGAAUGUUUUGUUUACAUGUUAAUAUCAAAUUCCAUAUUUUGCA